Messenger RNA from Hylaeus volcanicus, 2251 nucleotides. Its product is annotated as dihydrofolate synthase/folylpolyglutamate synthase-like. The transcript has 6 exons. Bases 574 to 2109 code for a protein of 511 amino acids. Gene Ontology annotation, molecular function: ATP binding; dihydrofolate synthase activity; tetrahydrofolylpolyglutamate synthase activity. The record is from RefSeq and is a predicted model, not a curated record. NCBI's taxonomy places the organism in Eukaryota, Metazoa, Arthropoda, Insecta, Hymenoptera, Colletidae. Gene Ontology annotation, cellular component: cytosol; cytoplasm; mitochondrion. Gene Ontology annotation, biological process: folic acid-containing compound biosynthetic process.
AACUUAAAGCUAAAGAAUUGGUAUAUUCGGGUAACCAUUGAUAAAAUAUAUCGUAUUAUAGAUGUCAACACAAGGAAUGGAUAUUUCAACAGAAAAGAGUUACGCAAUACGUUACAGCCUUUUUAUGUUGAUGAAGAAGAAAUAGACGCGUUUCCGUUAGUCGCGAGUGAGUUUGAUAUAAACCUUGGACAUUUACCAGUUAAUGUAUUAGAAUAACAGUAAAGGAACCAUUAAAAAAACAGUCGUUUAUGUUUUCUUUUUAAGUAAAAGAAACAGAUAGCAGUUGAAAUCUUAUCAAAGGUUUGAAAGUAUUUAAAUUUAAAAUAAACGUAUAAAAUUUUUUCUUAAUUUUUUUAAUGAAAAAAGAGUAAAAGGCUUAUUUUUUGAAACCUAUAAGUUUGGAUGUAAUAGGAAAACGAAAUAUAAUUUCUUGAUGAUUUCCAUUAAAAAUGAAUAUCUCGGUCUUUUCUCAAUGAACAGAUUUAAGGAAUUAGGUCCAGCAGAAACCUUUAUAUUGUUUCUUUAUAGUUGUGAGGCUAAAGGUUUUUCAUAUUAAAUGCGUAGAAUGCUAUCAUGGGUUUAGGUUAUAAGGAGUGUGUUGAUGAUAUUUUUCAAAAAUAUGGCGUAUCUCCAGGUAUUUUAAUAGUUGAAAAGCUUAUGAAACACUUGGAAAAUGUCCAUAACAAUAUGAAUGUAAUUCACGUUGCGGGAACGAAUGGAAAAGGUUCUGUUUCGUCUAAUAUUGCUCGGAAUUUGUUAAUAGUGCAUGAGAAAUGUUUUUGCAAACACGUUAAUAUUGGAACUUUUACGUCACCGCAUAUUUUAAGUGUACGUGAACGCCUCUCCAUCAAUAAUGAAAUGAUAUCCAGGGACGAUUUUGUUCAACUGUAUCGGCAGUUGGUCAAUAAAUCCCAAGAAAAUGAUGAAUUCGCUCAAGUGUUUGCAUUGGCAUCCUUUUUUGAUAUCUUAACAGUCAUGGCAUUUCUUUAUUUUUACUACGGACCAUCCAAUAAACAAAUUACACACUAUCCGUAUUGUUCAGUCAUUGUUUUGGAGGUGGGUAUAGGAGGUCGUUUGGACGCAACCAAUGUUAUAUCGACAGUUCUUUGUUCUAUUAUUACUUGUAUUGGUAUCGAUCAUACGAAUUUAUUAGGGAAAACCUUAGAGCAUAUAGCAGCAGAAAAAGCAGGCAUUUUUAAGCCUUAUUGCCCUGUUGUUUUGGGUAUUCAAGCGCAAACUUUUCAUGCGAUUGAGAAAGCAACUGUAAGAUGUCAUAGUUCACCUAUUGUACGCUUAGCAAGGUGUGAAACGGAACCUGAGUCAUUUUAUCAGGAAAAUCAACGACUUGUGAUAGAAGCAAUUAAGGUAGUAAUACCCGCUCUGUUUCCCACUAAAUCCUUUACCUUAGCUGCGCUUGUUCAAUUAACUCGUUCCCUACACCAUGUACCACCAUUAUAUCGCUACUGGGUUGUUCCAUCUUCCAUGGUACAAAAAGCUUUACGUCUUUGCUUUUUCAAAAUACAGGAAUUGUUUUAUAUGAAUGUUUUAAAAGAAGAUAUAGAUUUUCGUUAUCUACCAGUCGUGUGUUUGGAUAUAGGUCAUAAUGAAAGUGCUAUAAAUCGCGUAGCUCAACAAUUUAAAAUCGAUGGCUUGCAAAAAAACAUUCGCGUUGCCUGUUGCUUAAGUAAAACAAGAAAUCUGAAUAUUUUUCAGCCCAUUCUGUCACACUUUCCACAUGCAUUUUGUGAAUCAAAGGGUGUCACAAAAAUUCACGAAAGUCAUCUUAAUGGAAUUCAUUACCUUAAUAUAGAACACCCAAGAACAUUAACAUUUAAAGAAAUCAGUACAAAAUUAAAUGAAAAUUAUUGGAACGCGGAUAACUUUGAAUCAUCGAAAUGCGUUUAUGAAUCAAUAAAAAUAAGUCAAAGACAGUUUGAAGACAGGUUAAAAAAGCAGUUCUUAUGGAAAAGAAAACAAAACAUAGCGUUAACGUUUGAGGAAACGGUAGCUUUUUUAUUUUUUGAAUGUUUUAUUGAACGAUCCAAUCUUCUUUUUAUUGGUUCAUCCUUUCUUAUGAAGCCGAUUCUGCAGUUUCUACAAUGGAUUUAAGUCAAAAAAAUACAAUAAAAAUACACUAAUAUAGUUCUGUUUACUUUGCAGAUUCAAUAAAAGUUUAAUCACGAAAACAUUGAAUUUUUUUUUAACCAUUUAUAAACACCAUAAUGUAAUCUGUUGUCUAUGACGUUUUUUA